GGGGAAGGAGGCAUUGUGACUGAGUGUGAGUGAAGACUGUAGCCUAGAAAUAAAUAUGGGCACGGGAAAAAAGACAGCUCAAGAAGUGCAGGAAACUACACCCAUUAGCAGCAGGGUCUCUGCGGGCAAAACCCGUCGCGCUUCGCUUCAAAACCGUGCAUUAUCUCCCCCUAAAAGGCAGCAUGGGAAAAGGAAACAUGAGCGGGAUUUAGAUGACCAAGAGAAAGGUACGCCGAGGAAGAAAGCGUACAUCGCAGGAGAGACCAGCUUAGUACGGAAGCAUCCUAUUGUCAUGCUGUCACAGGUGACACCCGAGACUUUAGCUCACGUGACCACUGAACACGCCGAGGAUACAGAUGAUGAGGCCCCGGGCAAUCAGGAGCAGUCGGACCUCUCUCCGUACGAACUUGAAAGGUUAAACAACAUAAAAGAAAAUGCUAAAUUUCUGCAGUCCUUGAAAUUGCUGGAGUGCGCUAAAGGUCUAACUUCUGUGAAAAGUCAAAAUAAAACCAGUGGAACUAAAAGGGUAAAACCUUUAAAGGUAGAGGAAGUUACAGCAAGACGCCGUUCCACGAGACUGCAGAGAAUUACUCCAGAUGUAGUCCCUGUUCCUACUGACCCUGAACCAGUGGAAGAAAAUAAAAUUAAACCUCCAGGUCCAUUGGACAUGAUUGCCAUCUAUGAUCGGGAUGACCAGAGCACAUUAAACAGCUUCCUGAAAACAUGGGAGUCAAUCAGCAAGGAGGAGAUGCAUUGCUCCACAAAACCAUCAUCCGUGGACCUUAAAAGAUAUGUGGCUAACCUAAAGCGAAUGACCCUGCAAAAAGAGACUGUGGCAAAGGUGGUUCACAGCCGUAUUUUUUCCGUGGCCGUUCAUCCAUCAGAAAGUCACACUCUUGUUGCAGCUGGAGACAAACUGGGGCAAGUUGGACUGUGGGACGUGGAUUGUGCAUCACCUAAUGAGACGGUUCAUACAUUUAACCCUCAUGCAUGGCCUGUGAGCUCCAUGUAUUUCUCCCCUGUUAACCCCGCACACCUGUUAUCGCUCAGUUACGAUGGUUCAGUACGCUGUGGAGAUGUGUGUCGUUCAGUCUUUGAUGAGGUUUUCCGUGAUGAGGAUUAUAGGUUCUCCUCAUUUGAUUUCCUGUCGGCCGAUGCCUCUGUCCUUAUAGUCGGUUACUGGGAUGCAUAUUUAUCAAUUGUGGAUCGUAGGACACCAGGAACAUCCUAUGAGCAGCAAGUAUCUCUGGGAAUAAAAAGUGUUCGCACUGUGAGCAUGCACCCUUUAAACAGAGACCUCUGUGUUGUUGCUGGCGCUAGUGACGUUUGUAUUUAUGAUGUCCGAAAACUCCAGCAGAAGAAACAGCCUGUCCUAUCACUAACCGGCCACACAAGAAGCGUGGCCUCUGCAUACUUCUCUCCUGGGACUGGUAACCGGAUUCUCACUACAUGUGCUGAUGAUCAAAUCCGGGUGUAUGACAGCAGCAACCUGAGUACCAAGGCUCCUCUCAUCACCUCAAUCAGGCACAAUAAUAACACUGGCCGUUGGCUGUCUCGUUUUCGGGCUAUUUGGGACCCCAAGCUGGAGAGCUGCUUUGUGACUGGCAGCAUGGCGAGGCCCCGGGAGAUAGAGGUUUACCAUGAAAGUGGGAAUCUUCUGCAUUCCUUCCGGGACUCCGAACACCUUGGCUCUGUCUGCUCUAUUAAUGCCGUGCAUCCCACUAGGAACGUGCUCGUGGGAGGAAACAGCAGCGGGAGGCUACACGUGUUUCUUGAUUGAUGGAGCCAGACCAAGAACAGAACCUAGUCUUUCAUGUAACAGUACUGCUGGCGCCAUAGCAGCUCUAAAGCAUAUGCGCCAAUAUGCAUCCCGUGAAAGGACCGCAAAGUUGCAUUAUUCACUUUAGGCAUCCUCAUAAACCCGUGUGAAUGCUUUUAAAGCAACUGAUCAAUGGACGCUGUAUACCCAGAUAUAAUAAUCAAGCAGCGGUUCGGUUACAUGCUCGGACAAGGUACAGCUAUGUGGCGUGAUACAGAUAUCGGUUCUUAUGCAAUAGGGGAGAUUAAUUUUCAUAAAAUGGAGCCUAAAACGUUAUAUUAUUUUAAAUGUAUUAUUUGUUUAUAGGUAUUGUACAUCUUCAAUUGUUUUACAUGUU
Spea bombifrons (plains spadefoot toad) is the source of this 2156-nucleotide messenger RNA. RefSeq names its product WD repeat domain 76 (gene WDR76). NCBI's taxonomy places the organism in Eukaryota, Metazoa, Chordata, Amphibia, Anura, Pelobatidae. Gene Ontology annotation, biological process: regulation of DNA damage checkpoint. Bases 56 to 1780 code for a protein of 574 amino acids. Gene Ontology annotation, molecular function: DNA binding; protein binding. The record is from RefSeq and is a predicted model, not a curated record. The transcript is spliced from 13 exons. Gene Ontology annotation, cellular component: nucleus.